This is a messenger RNA of Chrysoperla carnea, 504 nucleotides long. Its product is annotated as zinc finger protein 12-like. The record is from RefSeq and is a predicted model, not a curated record. The coding region runs from base 1 to 504 and encodes 167 amino acids. NCBI's taxonomy places the organism in Eukaryota, Metazoa, Arthropoda, Insecta, Neuroptera, Chrysopidae. The transcript is spliced from 2 exons.
AUGGCAAAUCAUUCAUUUGUUGAUACAAACAAUCAUUUUCAUAUCAAUAAAGAAAAUAUUAAACUUCAAGAGGAAGAAUUAUCUACAAAAUUAAUUAUUAAAAAUGAAACAAUUGAUGAGAAUACUGCAAUGGAGGUUGGGCAAAUGAAAAAUGAAAAACCAGAAGAUGACAGUAAUGAUUUUGAUAGUGUUGUGAGUGUAAAACAAGAACCUGUUAGUGAAAAUGAUGAACAAUUGUACACAAUUAAUUAUGAAAAUAUUAAACUUGAAAAAGAACUAAAUACAGAACUGAUUAUUAAAGAUGAAAUACUAGAUGAAAACUCCAUUUUAGAACCACAUGAGGUUCAUACUGGAAGAAAAAAUCAAUCAUUUUUAUAUAAGCAAGCUUUAGUUGUUCAUAAUCGUAUUCACAGUCGAGAAAAACCAUUUUCAUGUGAUAUUUGUAAUAAAAAAUUUACUCAGAAAGGUAAUUUACUUAAACAUAAACGUAAACAUAGUGGAUAA